AAACACCGGCGCGGUGACGUCACCGCGCAAGUUACAAAUGUCGGCGCGGCGACGUCUCCGCACGCGCACCGACAAAGUGACGUCGCGUCCGAAGAAGUGACGUCUGUCGACGUGACGUCACGGCGCGUCCGACGAAGUGACGUCAUCACGCACGGCCCUCAAAGAGCUUACGGGAGCUAUAACCACAUAAACUUUUAACUUUAAGGACCUUUUUUUAUUUAAAGCUUUCGGCGUUCACGGCGCGAGUGGCGCGUUUGGCCUAACAACGCGAACGAGAGUGAGAGAGGGGGGAGUGAGAUGGGUGUGCCAGGCCUCACCGCGUGGAUCCACUCUCGCCCCGAUCUCCACGAGGACACGAGGCUCCGCGGCGUGCAGCUCCUGGUGGACGGGGACGCGCUCUGCCACCACCUGUACCGCGCAGCGAGGCUCGACCAGAAACACGGGGGCGACUACGCGGGGCUGGCGGCGGAGGUGCGUGCGUGGGCGAGCGCGCUGCGCACGUGCCGCGUGGAGCCGCUGAUGGUGCUGGACGGGGCCUCGGCGCCCAGGAAGAGGGCGACCCACGUGACGCGGGCACACGAACGCAUCGCCAACGCCCUGUCCCUAGCGAGAGGGGCGAGCCGUGGCGAGGCGGUGCCGCUGCUGCUGAGGGAGGUGUUUGAGCAAGCCGUGCGCGCGUGCGCGGUGCCCUGCGUCGUGUGCCUUGCCGAGGCCGACCGGCCCGCCGGCGCCCUCGCCCGCCACCUGCGCUGCCCCCUGCUCAGCGCCGACAGCGACUUCUACCUGGCGCCGCUGCCCUCGGGCUUCCUGCACCUGCAGCACCUGGACUGGCGCCAGCCGCUGCCCUUGGAGGAGGAGGGGGAGAAGAAGGAGGAGGAGGAGAGGGCGGCGGACGAUGAGAAGGAGGAGGAGAGGCAGCAAGGGAAGCAGCAGGAACGACAAGGGAAGAAGCAAAAGCACCAGAAGCGCCAGAAGCAUCAGCGGACAAGGCAGCAGCAGCAGCAGCAACAGCUGCAGCUGCAGCAGGUGGAGCAACAAAAGCAGGCAGAGCAGCUGCUGCAGCAACAACAGCAGCAGGCGGAGCAGCAACAGCAGCAGCAUCAGGAGCAGCAGCAGCAACAGCAGCAGCAUCAGGAGCAGCAGCAGCAUCAGGAGCAGCAGCAGCAUCAGGAGCAGCAGCAGCAUCAGGAGCAGCAGCAGCAACAGCAGCAGCAAGAGCAGCCGUGCCGUGCAUUCCUGCCCGUUCGUUUGUUCCGACAGGAGCGUCUCCGUGCCGCGUUCUCCGAUCUCCACCCGUCGCUGCUGCCGCUGGUGCCACUGCUGGCGGGGAACGACCACACAGACCCAGUGUCCGUCCGGGGCCUCAAGAGCAAAGCCUGCACAGGAAGGGGCGUGGCGGCAGGGAGGGUGGCGGCCGCGCUCGAUUGGCUGGCGGAGUUUGCGAGCGCGGAGGAGGCGCUGGCGACGAUCGUCGCCGGCGCCAAGGCGGGCGACCGAGCGGCGGUCAAGCGCAACUACGAGCUCCUCGCGCAGGACUAUUCCGACGGUGACGUUGAUCUCCAGCGAUUUGAGGAAUUGCUGUCAGGACCCGAACACAACCUCCCAGCAGAACCGCCACCACAACCACCAACACUACCACUGCAACCACAACAACCAACCCCACCAGCGGCACCACCACCACCACGGCCGCGGUGGCCGGCGAGUGACGGUGCGGCUCCCUCCCUGCCGGCCUGGGUGGACGUAGCGUUGCAGAACGGCCGUCUCUGCCCGGCCAUCGUGGACGCCUACACCCAGAGAUGCGUGUUCAUGCGCGUGCAGGUGGAGGAUGAGUCGCUGGCAAGCGCACACCGCGGCGCCUCCCUGCGCGUGCGUCGCGUGACGUACGGCCUGCUGCUGGCCCCGGCCCCCGGCGGCGAGGAGGGGGACGAGGAGGAGGAGGAGGAGGAACCGAAGCCGAGUUCGACUCCCGUCCAGGUCACGGAGUUCGACCGGGACGGGCGCUCGCUGCGCCGCUUCGCCGUGGAAACGCUGCCCCCUCGCCGCCUGGGGGCACCGCGGCUCUCCAUUCACACCGUGCCCCACACCCCCCACUCGGAGCGUCUCUCCUUCCUGCUGAGGGCUCUGGGUGUGGAGCGGGGGGCCCUGGAGCGCGUGCCCCCCACUCUGCGGCUCGCCGUCGCGUCCAUCCAGCAGUGGAUGGAGCCCGACCCCGAGGACAGCGCUGCACGAGGGCACGGGUGGGCGGCCAAACACGUCGCUCAGGCGCUGCUCAUACACCUCGUGUGUGGGCACCUCGGCGGCGAGGCGACGCGGGCCGUGCUGGCCACGGUGAGCCUGCCCUGCCCGCUGGCGCGCGUCGCCCUGCGCACGGCCCACGCGCUGGCGUGCUGGCAGAGCUGUCUGCACGCCGCGCUCUGCCUCAACCAGGCCCUCAUGCUUCCCCUGCCCGAGCCGGAGCUCAGCAGGCUCUAUCACGGCCCGCUCGUCCACGCCGUCUCCGACUUGCUCAGCUCCGGCACCCUCACCCCGACGGGCAUCCUCGCGGGCUCCGAGGACGCCCUAGCCCUCCACGGUGUCCUCACGGGGGCCCUCGCAGGGGUCCUCGCACCGGAGCCCUCCGCACCGGGGCCCCCCGCUCAGGGGCGGCAGCAGAAAGGGGGGCGUCCGAAGAGACGCCCGGCGCCGCGGGCGGUUAAAGAGACGGACGCUCGGAUGAACGGAAAUCGAUUUGCGGCGCUGGGAUGUGUGGGUGUGGGCGAGUGAUUGGAAGUGCACGUAGCCUGGCACAAGCGCCGUGGUGACGUUACCGCCACUUAGGGGUGAACCGGUAGUUGUUGU
Messenger RNA from Petromyzon marinus (sea lamprey), 2838 nucleotides. RefSeq names its product asteroid structure-specific endonuclease 1 (gene ASTE1). The record is from RefSeq and is a predicted model, not a curated record. NCBI's taxonomy places the organism in Eukaryota, Metazoa, Chordata, Hyperoartia, Petromyzontiformes, Petromyzontidae.